Messenger RNA from Salarias fasciatus (jewelled blenny), 1696 nucleotides. RefSeq lists its product as uncharacterized. Bases 190 to 1317 code for a protein of 375 amino acids. The record is from RefSeq and is a predicted model, not a curated record. NCBI's taxonomy places the organism in Eukaryota, Metazoa, Chordata, Actinopteri, Blenniiformes, Blenniidae. The transcript is spliced from 7 exons.
AAAACUGUGUGGGUGGGAGACCUGCUUGAAUUUCCUCUGCAUGGGCUGUUGAACCACUUCCUAUUUGCUGCUUGCUCGAUGUAUACUGUUUGUGUCUCUCAGUGUCUGUUGUUUGGUUUCGAUGAGUAGUAACUCUACAAAUUUCAGUAUUUCGUUUUGUCAUUGUUUGUAGAGACGCGAGCUGCGAGAAUGUUCAUGCAUAACGGUUUUAUUUCUAUUUACCUUCUAAUUAUUUGGAAUUCACCCAUCAUCUCAGGAAACUCCUCUGCAGUUCCUCUUCGUUUCUUACUGGGAUGUGAGGCGGUGAUUCCAUGUCGACCUGUGAAGAGCCUCUCAGACUCUUUCAAAUGGUUUUUCAAGAAGAGCGACCAAAACGACCAAAUAAAAAUAUUUUUUCAAGAUAAGAAUCGAAAACGGCGUUACUCUCUCAGCCAUAAAAGAGGAAAAGUUAAGGGUGAUCGCUCCCUGGUCAUUAGCAAUUUCACUGAGCUCGAUCAAGGAUCAUACUGGUGUGAAAGCUGUGACCGAACCGAAUGCAAAAAAUCCACAGUUUUCAGAGUGACGGAAGACAUUUGGGAGGAAACUAACACAACAGUUCAUGUUGUAGAAGGCAAGACUUUUGAACAAGUAUGUCCGGGUGAAAUAAUCCCCUCAAAAUGGACUUUUGAAGCACAAAAUCUUCGUGAUAAAUCCUCACUUGGACCAGAAUCAAAUGCUUUGACUUUCAACAAGAGCAUACGUAUCAGAGAUGUGAAAACAGCCCAUGCUGGUCGAUAUACCUGCUGGACGAGAGGCUGCCGCAGAGCCCAGAAGCUUCUCACCGUUUGCUUGUGUGUAUUGAGAGCUCACCAGAGAAAGGAUUCAUCCUCUUGUGCCUUGACAUGUGAUGAGGAAUCCUGGAAAAUCGCUUCAGACACGGUGAUCAAUACUUCUAUAUCAUCGCAUGUAAAGCCAGAUGGGCCUUUACUUUGCAGUUCGACAAAGACGUUUGAUGAGAACGCAACAGUAACCAGCAGUUAUGUUGCAGUAAAUGCAUAUAACACAACAACAGGUAGAGAAGAGCCAAAACAUCAGACUCCAGUCAGAUACAUAGUGCCUCUCACCGUUUCAUGGCUCAUGAUCAUCACACUUUCCUUCUUGUUCUACAGAUCAAGACUGUGGGCGGCAUAUUCAAAUCGCUGUCGCUGUGGAGGGAAUGACAACGCGGAAGAAGAGGAUUCAGUGGUCUACUCGACGAUUCUCAUCAGGACACAGAACAAAGAAACUCAUCAUAAUAUCUCUGAAUAUGAUUGUAUUUAUAGUGAAAUAAAUGUCUGAGGACAAAAACUCUCAAACUCUUUUUUUUUCUAAUGCUGAAGUUAUAUUGUUACUCUGUAAUUACUCACGAUCACACAAUGUCCCUGACAUGGUGGGAAACACAUUUGGCGAGUGAUAUUCUUUGUUCAGCUUGUUUCUUUAUGUGAUGGAGAAGCAAUUCAGAUAUUUAAUAUAAUGGUCCAGAGAUAUUUAUAAUGAAACUAGGACUGCUAUCAGUAAACCUCAUGAAAUACUCUGUAAAGGUAUUGACUCAUAUGAGUCCAGUUUUGGAUUACUAAUUCCUAUAUUUAACUGGUUUAGUCAACCAGUCGCUUUCCAAAUGAAGUAUUAGAAAUUGUAGAAAAAGAGUUUCAGAAUGUUAUAAAAUGGUUCAACGCGA